Messenger RNA from Phycodurus eques (leafy seadragon), 3138 nucleotides. RefSeq names its product E3 ubiquitin-protein ligase RNF38-like. The transcript has 13 exons. The coding region runs from base 465 to 2381 and encodes 638 amino acids. The record is from RefSeq and is a predicted model, not a curated record. NCBI's taxonomy places the organism in Eukaryota, Metazoa, Chordata, Actinopteri, Syngnathiformes, Syngnathidae.
UUGCAGCACUUGGUCGCGUUCAUUGUCUUGGCAUGCACACUUUAAAACAGAUAUCACUUCCACGUAGACAUUUUAUGUGGCUCAUUUACGGCGAAACAAGGCAGGUACGCGCUGUACAGUUUAUCGAUUGAAAGUGACUGGCGAUAGUAUGGAACACCCAUUGAUCGAUGUUCACUACACUCCCUGCUGACCCGAGAAAACAUUUGAUAUCGGACGCGAGACGGGGAUUUAUUUGAGGUGGAAAAACAAGCUCCAUAUUUUGCAUCCAGGCGCGCUCUGGAGCAGCGUUUGUCGGUCUUACGUCGACUCGGUACGACGUUUCGUCCCCGCUGAACGUCGCCGCCGUUGGACUUGUUUUUCCUGCGGCGGGAGCCCGCUUCCUGUUAGCUUGUGCUGCUUCGGGGGAGCCGACAUUCUGCUGCUGAACGUGCCCGUCGAGUUCGCCGUCGCAAACGGGCCCAGCCAUGGACCCCCCGAGGACACGCUCUCGAUCUCGGUCCGGCUUCUAUCAUUUCGCCGUGAGCAACCCCGCUGGAGGCAACAGCGGCGGUAACGCGCUCGGAAACGGGAGCAUGAUGAGCGCCGGCGGGGGAGGAGGAGGAGGCAUGAGCUUCCCGCAGCAGAGCAACGCCGGCUGGGCACCGCACCACGGCGGCCGCGGCGGCUACCCUGACAGCCAGCCGCAGCAGCCGGGGACUUACCUGGCCGCAGGGGCGCAGCGCCACGGAGCUCACCGGCACCCCGGGUCUGGAGGAGUGCUACACUUUCAUCCAGAUAAUGUGUUCAGUGAGGAUCGAGACAAAAUGGAAGAUAGCCCAAGCCCAAAAAGGCAGCGUCUUUCCCAACAGUCCAUUUUAGAUCUAAGCGCCGUCCCUCCGUCUACCCCGUCAUCUCCCAUUCGCCCCUGGGAACUCCCCCCUAGUCGCAGAGCGCACGGCCACUACACGCCAGAGCGAUGUCACACACCUGUCCGCAAUCGAAGAAGCCCUCCAAUGAGACGGCCGCGUGGCCGCAGAGACCGCCUGACACGUCAUCACCACACUCACAAUCACCACCAACAUUACAACAACAACAAUAGCAACAACAACCAUCACCACCCCAACACUCACCCUCACCACCAUCACCAUCACCACCUGCACUCUCACCUUGGGCUGUCACCCGGCCACCAAGAUGAGAACUACCGUCACCCAGCCCCACCGCAGGGCUACCCGCCCUAUGGCCAGCAGCCUCCCAGAGGGCCGGGGCUCGGGAUGGAAGAGCGCCAAGUUUACCAUCCCCCAAACCCCUCCCCGAGGCCCCUUCAUCCGUCUUCAAACCUGUCCCCCCGACUGCUGCACCCUGCGGCGCAUCCGCAGCACCCCCACCCCCACCCAUCGCAGCAACAGAGCAGCGGGGUGUUGGACCUCCAGGAGCAGGGUUCAGCUCCGGUGUCGUAUCCCGUGUCCCCCCCGGGGGUGACACCUGGUCUGCCACCUCGUUCGGCCCCACAACAGAUCCCAGCAUGCUCGUUAGUCUUCGGUGGACAGCACUAUCCUGUCUGCAGCGUCGCCCCUCCUGUCCUGCAGACUUGUUCUGUGCAGCACCUUCCCAUGCCCUACCCUUUCCCCUCUCUGCUGUCCAGUGACCAAGCCUUCCUUCUCCCCCCUCCUCCCCACCUUCCACAUCCUCCCACACACCUUUCCCACCAUCCACCUCACCUGCCGCAAACUGGACAAUUUGGACCCUACACGACACAGCAGGCCCGUUCACCUUUACAGAGGAUAGAGAAUGAUGUGGAGCUGCUGGGAGAGCAUCUGUCUUUGGGUGCAGGGCUCCACUACCCUCCUGCCACCCACCCAGCUCUCACCCCACAUUCCACACAGCUCCACUUCCUCUCCCAUGAGCCCCUGCCCCAGGAGUUCUUUGGAGUGUCCUACCCGAACUUCAUCCCUCGUCGCCUCGCGGGCCGAAGGUACCGCUCGCAACAGCCACUACCGCCUUCGCCUUAUCACCCCAGCUUCCUGCCUUACUUCCUAUCAAUGCUGCCGGUCCAGCCAAGUGGCCCUGCGAUCAGUCUCGAGCUGGAUGUCGAUGAUGGAGAAGUGGAAAAUUAUGAGGCCCUCCUCAAUCUUGCCGAGCGUCUCGGGGAGGCCAAACUCAGAGGACUUACCAAGGCCGACAUUGAGCAGCUUCCUUCCUAUCGCUUCAACCCAAAUAACCACCAGUCUGAACAAACACUGUGUGUGGUGUGCAUGAGUGAUUUUGAGUCCCGACAACUGCUGCGAGUUCUGCCCUGCAGCCACGAGUUCCACGGCAAGUGUGUCGACAAGUGGCUGAGGGCCAAUCGGACGUGUCCUAUUUGCCGGGCUGACGCCUCAGAAGUCCAGCGAGACUCGGAGUGAUCGCGUGAUGUGCUACAAUCUAAAUGUCUAUUAGACAUGUUCAUCACUGCCUGCUCCAGAUUUGUCUCAUCUGUUACAUACAUGUACAUGAUUGUAUACCCGCGUACAAACAGACACACCAUUUCUUCCAUUAUUUCUAUUGUUGUGUGUGCCUCUCUCUCUCUCUUUUUUUUUUUUUUUUUUUUCUUAAACGGCACAAUCUUCCUACUUUGCAUACUUAAUUACUGUGUGUACCAUAAGAGUUACAAGUAUUUUGGUCAAUUUAAUUAUGCAAGCCUGUUGGAAAUGGGAUUGAGUGUUGAGAUUUUUUCCAAUAUUUGAGCAUGUGCGUGUGUGUCAAGAGUAAAGACAUAACUUCUCAUGAGUGAUAGUUUAUACUCCAUUUGUACAUUUCUGCACUAUUGGUCUUUAUGUACAGUAUAGCAAUGUGUAUUAUGUAAUUCCUUUUACUCCAAUUUCAGUUCAAGGGUCCAUGUUGCCACUAAUCUUUGUGUUACUUUGUGCUAAGUUGACGCUUCAUUAUGUAUUAAUUAUUAUUGACCAUAAUGACUGACUGUUUGUCUUGUCUGGCAUUUACCUCAUUACUGUCUCCACACUUUACAAGCACUUCAUAGCACUAAUAUGAAAUUAAGCACAUUUUUUUUUCUUCCUUUGAAUAAUGGUGACUUUGCAGUGGCAAAUGUUAGAUAGAUAUAUCUCUAUAAAUAUACAUACUGUAUAAAUGUAUGAAUAUCUGUAAACCAAAUAAAAGGCUUGA